Messenger RNA from Tripterygium wilfordii, 818 nucleotides. RefSeq names its product membrane-anchored ubiquitin-fold protein 3-like. The coding region runs from base 249 to 605 and encodes 118 amino acids. The record is from RefSeq and is a predicted model, not a curated record. NCBI's taxonomy places the organism in Eukaryota, Viridiplantae, Streptophyta, Magnoliopsida, Celastrales, Celastraceae. Gene Ontology annotation, molecular function: protein binding. The transcript is spliced from 4 exons.
ACUUCUUACGCGUUUAAACGGCGUCGUCGGUGGAUUCGGCUCUUGUUUGUUGUGACUUGGCUCUCUACAGCUCUCGCAACAAACACCGAUCAUCAAAACACCAUAGAAGAAGUGCAAUAGACGCCAUAGGCGACCCGCCGAUCAAAGCUGAUAUACGGAUCAAGAUCUGAUGAGCUCGUAGGUAAUCUUUUGUUAGAAGAUUUGAAAGGAAGAAAUUAAUUGUGAGAUUGAAGGAGAAGUCAAGUCAAAUGCCGGAGGAGGAUCUGGUUGAUAUAAAGUUCAGGUUGUACGACGGGUCCGAUAUUGGGCCUUUCCGGUACUCGUCGGCAUCAACCGUAGAUAUGUUAAAGCAGAGAAUUGUAUCCGAUUGGCCCAAAGGAAAAACAAUUACACCAAAGACAGUGAAUGAAGUCAAACUGAUAAGCACUGGUAAAAUUUUGGAUAACAACAAGACAGUUAAUCAGUGCAAAACACCAUUUGGUGAUGUAGCUGGGGGAGUAAUCAUUAUGCAUGUUGUUGUACAGCCAUCCCCAGCAAAAACUAAAACAGAAAAGAAGGUCGAUGAUUCCCCCAGGAAAAUUGUUUGUUCGUGUUCCAUAUUGUGAAGGCACAAGAUACUCGGAUUUCAUCGUGCAGUGAUCAUGUUUUUUUUUUUUCCCUGUCUUUUCUAUUUUCCUUUUUGUUUUCUUUUGUUCCCCUGCUUAUUACAUAUAGCUUGAAUGAUUUAUAGCAGAAUGGAAAGCUGUAUAGCCCCAAUGAUGUAAAAACAAAUGCCACGAUCAAAUUUACAUGAAGAAUUGACUGUGUCGUUAAUUUCA